AGAGAGAGAGAGAGAGAGAGAGAGAGAGAGAGAGAGAGAGAGAGAGAGAGAGAGAGAGAGAGAACGGACAAAUGACCUACCACGACCGCCACCCGGCCCUCACGCCGCAGGACGAGGCCUUCCUCGCGGCCAACCCGUGGAUCGCGCGGCUGUACCACGACCGGGCCACGUCGGUGCCCUUCAGCCCGGGCAGCCGGCACGAGCGGCCCACGCCGCCCGCCACGGCGCUGAACGAGCGCCUCUUCUCCCGCACCCUGCUCGACUCCGGGGCCGUCGCGCCGACCCUGGGGUGGCAUGCGCCGCUGGACUUUGCGAGCGUCGAGGCUGCCGUCGCGAAGCAGGAGCAGGAGCAGGAGGCUGCUGCUGCUGAGUCAAACGGGGUAGAAGGAGAAGCAGGAGGGGUCAGCACGGCAGAGGAGAAGAAAGGGGACAUGUACCUGAUCCCCGAGGCGACAAUGGCGUUUGACCUAGGCGAAGGGCUGCGCGGGUUCCAGGGCGUCACGCACGGGGGCAUGUUUGCCGUGCUGAUCGACGAGUGCGUGGGCAACUACCUCGCGCUCAACCAGGCGGUGAGCGUCAAGGCCGAGCAGGGCGGGUUCGGUAAAGAGAGGGGCCAGAGGCUGUGCAAGAGGCUGGCUGGCUUGGGCGGGACCACGGCGUACACGGUCGGCAUGGACGUGCGGUUUCUCAAGCCGAUCGCGGUGCCCGCGGCGGUGGUGGUCAGGACUUGGCUGGGGAGCAUUACGGGGCGUAAGAUUGUGGUCAAGAGUGUGAUUGAAGGGGAAGGGGGAGUUCGGUAUGGGACGUGUGACUCGACGUGGAUCGUGGUCAAGUUGCCAAAGAGCAAGAUCUGAUUAUAGAUGGGUUUGCACUUAGAUCAAGCAAGGACUGGGCGAGGGCAAUGGGAAGAUGCCAAGGGUAGACGUUGGGCUGCUACUCCCACUCUCGAGGUUUAUUCUGUGUGCGUUGUUUGAGACAACAUGGGUUCAUUUUUGCGAUCCGUCCACCGCCCUCGACUCCGUAGCGAAGCAGACUGCAAAACCGACAGGCUCCCCUCAUGAUACAAAAUGCAAAAAGAAAACGUACGACACCGGGGAUUCGCUGGUCGUCACCGACCCAACUACUGAUCCGGCGGUAUCAAGCUUGUGUAAAC
Molecule: messenger RNA, 1153 nt
Organism: Microdochium trichocladiopsis
Lineage: Eukaryota; Fungi; Ascomycota; Sordariomycetes; Xylariales; Microdochiaceae
Exons: 1
Coding region: 72-854 (260 amino acids)
Source: RefSeq, a predicted model, not a curated record